Cladocopium goreaui is the source of this 312-nucleotide messenger RNA. The record is from the annotation of a GenBank genome assembly. NCBI's taxonomy places the organism in Eukaryota, Dinophyceae, Suessiales, Symbiodiniaceae.
AUGCUUCCAGAGCUGAGUGGUUGCAGCCUUCGUGAGGAUGACAUCUUUGAGGCCUUCUCAGAGUACGGAGAUAUCAAGAACUUGUCCCCUGGCGAUGGCUGGCAUCUGAAUCUGGACCGUCGUACGGGCUUCGUCAAGGGCUAUGCAUUCAUCGAGUAUGAGAACAAGCAGGAGGCCGAUGUAGCCAUCAAGUCCAUGGAUGGAAAUACGCUGCUGGAUCAUAAGCUGGACGUGAGCUGGGCCUUCGCAAAGCCAGGGAGCAAGUGCCUGGGUCAAUCACGGGACCGGCAGUGGAAACUCCAGCAGAUUUGA